Alligator mississippiensis (American alligator) is the source of this 2563-nucleotide messenger RNA. It is a transcript of the gene SLC4A1AP, whose product is annotated as solute carrier family 4 member 1 adaptor protein. The transcript has 14 exons. Gene Ontology annotation, molecular function: mRNA binding; protein binding. The record is from RefSeq and is a predicted model, not a curated record. The coding region runs from base 177 to 2174 and encodes 665 amino acids. NCBI's taxonomy places the organism in Eukaryota, Metazoa, Chordata, Crocodylia, Alligatoridae.
CCAGGGUCCGGCGGCGCCUGUGGGAGCUACUCAGCCCCGCCCCGUUGCCGGGGCCCCUCGCCGGGCCGGGACCAAUGUCAGGACCGGGACUGGGCAGUUGAGGCGGCGGCGCGGGCGGAACCCGAGCGGCGGGGACGGCGGCGCGGCGGACCGUGUUUGCAGACGGACGCGGCGCCAUGGCGGAGGAGGAGGAGGCCCGGGAAGGCUUCAAGAGGCCAGGGCCUCCCGCGCCCGCGCCCCCCGAGCCGGAGCCGGGGCCGGGGCCGGCGGAGUACGAGGAGCCGGCGUGGGGCGGGCAGCCGCCGGCGGGCGCGGGCUAUGCGCUGGAGGCGGUGCGGGGCGGUGUGGCGCUGGGCGCGGCGCUGCGGCUGGCGGGGCGCAGCUGGUGGGCCGUGGGGCGGCUGCCGGGCUGCGCGCUGGCCCUGGCGCACCCGUCCGUGUCGCGGCGCCACGCCGUGCUGCAGUACCGCACCGCCGGGCCCGCCGCCGCGCGCGGCUUCUACGUCUGCGACCUGGGCAGCGCGCACGGCACCUUCCUCAACCGCCGCCGCCUGCCGCCGCGCGCCUACUGCCGCCUGCAAGUCGGACACUGCCUGCGCUUCGGCGCCAGCUCCCGCCUCUUCGUGCUGCAGGGACCAGAGGAAGAUCAGGAGCCCGAGUCUGAACUAACCGUGACUCAGCUGAAAACUUUGCGCAAAGAGCAGCAGGCAAAGCUAGAGAAGACCAUGCUGGGCGAGGACUCUGAUGAAGAUGAUGAAAAAGAAGAGAAAAAAAAUGAGACCAGUGGGAGCAAUGAUAUGACCUGCUCAUGGGGACUGGGGGAAGAUGCAGAGGAAGAUGAGGCUGAAGAAAACCCAAUUGCCAUUGAAUAUCAGGAAGCACAAGAGGCUUUCUAUACGAAGGACCCUAGGAAGGCACUGCAGGGUUUCUUUGACAGAGAAGGGGAAGAAUUAGAAUACGAAUAUGAUGACCGUGGACACAAUAGCUGGCUCUGCAGGGUGAAGUUGCCUGUGGAUGAUGCAUCAGGGAAGCAGCUGGUGGCAGAGGUUACCCAUUCAGGAAAGAAAAAGGAAGCAAUGAUACAGUGCGCAUUGGAAGCUUGCAGGAUACUGGAUGCUAGGGGUGUGCUGCGGCAAGAGGCAGUAUCCCGGAAGAGAAAAGUAAAGAACUGGGAAGAGGAGGAUUUUUAUGAUAGCGACGAUGACACUUUCCUUGAUCGAACUGGAGCUGUCGAAAAGAAACGACUGAACAGAAUGAAAAAAGCUGGGAAGAUAGAAGAGAAACCAGAGACUUACGAUUCCCUGGUUGCAAAAUUAAAUGAGGCUGAAAAGGAACUUUUGGAGAUAGCUGAAAAAUUGAAGGCUUCAGGAAAAGGCCAGUCCAAGCCAGCAGCUCAGGAUUCCUUGGAUGAGUUCAUGACUGAAAUAAAAGCAGGAUCCACCUUAGACAGUGUGGCACGAAAAAAGCUUCAUUUGCGGACCUUUGAACUCAGGAAAGAGCAACAGAGGCUGAAAGGGUUAAUAAAGCUCGUUAAGCCUGCCGAACUGCCAGAGUUGAAGUCCCAGACUGGGAGUCGUGGUCUGGAAACGGAGAACAAGCCUAAAAAGCUAACAUUGCCUCUCUUUGGGGCAAUGAAAGGGGGAAGCAAAUUCAGGCUGAAAACUGGAAGCCUAGGGAAGAUGCCCAUCAGGCGUCCAGAUAUUCCUGAAAACAUCUUAAAAAUGAAAGAUGAUGGGCCAGAAGUGGAGGAAGAGGAGGAAGAGGAGCAGGAGAUGAACGCAACAAACAGCAGGAACAAGAAACCAGAGGUGAAAGUGGCAGCAGAGGAAGAAAUGGAACAAGAGAUUAAACUUCCUCCUAGCUCUCCUUGUAAGAGCAAGAAUUUGGAUUCUACUCGUGAAGUUUGUUUUCCAACCAGCAAGGAGCUCAAGACUUCAGAACAUGAAUCUCAAACUGGCCCCUCACAAGAGAAGCCCCAAGCAUCUGGAAUAUGGAAAAGAAAAUCUGAAGAGGGACCCAAAAAAAUGAAAGCAGUUAAUAGCCUAAGCAAGGUCCAUCAAGUGUUUUCCUCAUCAGAUUACCCAGAAGAUGACCCAGACUAUUGCAUGUGGAUGCCUCCUGCAGGUCAAAGUGGAGAUGGGAAGACUCAUCUGAAUGAAAAAUAUGGCUAUUAAGCCUCCCCUGCUCUCUACGAAGCAGCAUGGUCUCUCUGACCCCAGAGCCACCUCGGUCAGCUUCCCCAUAUACUGUUGGGUGAGUGGCAAAAGAGUCGUCUCUCCAUUUGCUGUUCGGGGUUGCAGGGCAUCAACACUUACUCUGGUAGUUACCUCCUAAUCACUGCUUUUGUGCUUUUGUUUUAUAAAAAAAAAUCUUAAGACUCCCAGAUCUUGCCCACAGUAUUCUUUUUUCAUACCUCCCUUCUGCAGUUGGGCUGGUCUUUGUUUGAUGUGAAAAUGUGUAAACAAAAUAGUUGUGUAUUUUCUUUUUGUAUAUAAAAACAAAAUCUCUACUUCAUGCUUGAUGAGUCCGGCCUAGUUUUAUAUAAUAAACAUGAAAAAGCUAA